Molecule: messenger RNA, 420 nt
Organism: Porites evermanni
Lineage: Eukaryota; Metazoa; Cnidaria; Anthozoa; Scleractinia; Poritidae
Source: the annotation of a GenBank genome assembly
AUGAGUUUGUGCAUUGAUAUCGAGAAAUUCCCCAACAUGACUGCGGUGUUGAAAGAAGUAGAAAGGCAACGAAACUUGAGGAUUUUCUCGGCAAUAGCUCCCGAUCAAACUAACAUUCACAAACCGCUGACGAAAACGAUGUCUACGUCCAGACCGGAGGCACUUAACAAGCACAAAAAUGCUAAACGCCAGGCCAGUGAUCCGAGCAACAGUAGGCGUAACCGUCUUUCAAGCACUCCCUGUUCAACCAUCGAUCACUGGAAACCAAAGUUUGAUGGCCGCCUCACGGCUGCUGCUAAGAAACUGAGCGAAGAGGAGCUUCGUUUGCUGGAAGAAGACAUUCUUAAGCCAGUGGACGUUUUUUUCGUUUUACGCCAGAUACGAGAGGAGACUGUGAGUAGUGACCAGUUAUUUCAGUAA